This is a messenger RNA of Fragaria vesca subsp. vesca, 1534 nucleotides long. RefSeq names its product cytochrome P450 71A1-like. Gene Ontology annotation, molecular function: oxidoreductase activity, acting on paired donors, with incorporation or reduction of molecular oxygen; iron ion binding; heme binding. Bases 20 to 1534 code for a protein of 504 amino acids. Lineage: Eukaryota; Viridiplantae; Streptophyta; Magnoliopsida; Rosales; Rosaceae. The record is from RefSeq and is a predicted model, not a curated record. The transcript has 2 exons.
ACAUACCUGUUUUGGUCCAAUGGAUCUUCUUCAGUUUCUUAACAGACCAUCUUUGCUUCUGGCAUUCAGUUUCCUCAUAGCGUUGCUUACAUUCCUCUUCAAGGAUAGUUCAAGAAAAAGAAAACUCAAACUCCCACCAGGCCCUCCAAAGCUACCUGUCAUUGGCAACCUUCACCUGCUAGGAAACCAGCCUCACCUAUCUCUCCGGUCCUUAGCAGAGAAAUAUGGUCCAAUAAUUCACUUGCAACUUGGUGAGAUCCCAACUGUGGUGGUUUCAUCAGCUAGAGUUGCCAAGGAAGUACUAAAAACCCAUGAUCUUGCACUAUCAAGCCGUCCACAAAUCUUUUCAGCCAAACAUCUCUUCUAUAAUUGCACUGAUGUUGUCUUCUCCCCUUAUGGUGCUUAUUGGAGACACAUACGUAAGAUUUGCAUACUUGAGCUGUUAAGUGCCAAACGAGUGCAGUCAUAUAGCCAUGCCAGAGAAGAAGAAGUUGCUCGUCUGGCUCAUCGGGUUGCAGAGUGCUAUCCCGGCACCACUAAUCUCAGCAAGUUGCUUGGACUAUAUGCAAAUGACAUUCUCUGCCGCGUAGCAUUUGGAAGAGAUUUCUCAGGUGGUGGAGAGUAUGAUCAGCAUGGUUUUCAAAAGAUGCUCGAGGAAUACCAGGAAUUGCUUGGCGGAUUUUCUAUUGGAGAUUUCUUCCCUUCCAUGGAGUUCCUCCACACCUUAACAGGAAUGAAAUCAAGACUUCAAGAGACAUUCCGUCGAUUUGAUAAACUCUUUGACCAGAUUUUGGCUGAACAUCUAAAUCCCAAAAGACAAACAGAGGAGCACAAGGACCUUGUGGAUGUUUUACUGGAUGUACAAAAGACAGAGUCUGCUGAUAUGCCUCUAACUAUGGAUAAUGUCAAGGCUAUUAUCUUGGAUAUGUUUGCUGCAGGAACUGACACAACCUUCAUCACCCUUGAUUGGGGAAUGACAGAGCUUUUAAUGAAUCCCAAAGUCCUCAAAAAAGCACAAGCUGAAGUACGAGCUGUUGUGGGGGAAAGAAGAGUUGUGUUAGAGGGUGAUCUUCAUCAGCUGGACUAUUUGAAAGCUGUCAUUAAAGAGAUAUUCCGGUUGCAUCCACCUGCACCUGUACUAGUCCCUAGAGAAUCCAUGGAAGAUGUAACCAUUGACGGAUACGACAUUCUAGCCAAAACAAGAAUUUUUGUCAAUGCCUGGGCAAUAGGAAGACACCCAGAAUCUUGGGAAAACCCAGAAAAGUUUGAGCCAGAAAGAUUUAUGGGUAGCACUAUUGAUUUCAAGGGGCAGGAUUUUGAGCUUUUACCUUUUGGGGCUGGUAGAAGGGGUUGUCCGGCUAUUACAUUCAGCACAGCCAGCAUUGAGCUUGCUCUAGCACAACUUCUGCAUAGCUUUGAUUGGGAGCUUCCUGCUGGUACUGCAGCUGAUGAUUUGGACAUGACAGAAGAUUUUGGCAUAACAAUGCACAGGAUAGCCAAUCUGAUUGUUGUUGCCAGACCACGGUUUUCCUGA